This is a messenger RNA of Anopheles aquasalis, 3433 nucleotides long. It is a transcript of the gene beta-Man, whose product is annotated as beta-mannosidase. The record is from RefSeq and is a predicted model, not a curated record. Gene Ontology annotation, molecular function: beta-mannosidase activity. Gene Ontology annotation, biological process: glycoprotein catabolic process. NCBI's taxonomy places the organism in Eukaryota, Metazoa, Arthropoda, Insecta, Diptera, Culicidae.
CGCGCGUCUGGCAAUCGCGCAAACCCACAAACCCCCUCACUCGCUUAUCGUGACGCUCCCAUCGCAGAAGAAAAACCCACCGCCCACCGCGUGGUGGGGCCGGUAGCCGGAGGGUACACCAUCAUCGAACGCGUCGGAGCACUUAGAAGCACUCGAUGAUAACAGCGGGACUCCGUGUUGGGCCGGGGGAGAGUGUGGAGUUAAUAGCUACCACUCAUCUGCCACUUCAUCAAGCAGGAUUAGUGUGAGACGAGUGAGAGCGAGUGAGCGCGAGGAAGGAUGAGCGUAACGACCUGGUGAUCGGUUAUCAUAUCUCCGCUUCGUUGUCGUCGUUGUCGUUGUCGUCGUCGCACUGCUGUGCGUGUCCUGGUGUCGACGGGAACCACCGAACGCUGUGCUUCAUGUGAAGUAGUGUGUGGUAGAGAGUGUAAGCGAAAGGACAGUGCGUUCGCGCGGUGCGUUCUUUCGCUCUCGGCUCACCUUUCAGUGUCAUCUCGAGCGUCGCGCAGAAACGAUCCACUUGUAGCAAUCAGCAGCAGCAGCAGCAGCAGCGGUACGAUGCUGGACGCCUUGAAGUUCUUCCUGUUUGUACUGCUACUGCUGGUGACGAUCCUGCUAAACCGGCAUGUCACGUCCAAGCAGUCGGCCGAGCUCGAUCUCGAGCUGCUCUGGCACAUCCAGGACGCCAAGGGAGUGUACGUCAUCCCCAAUCAGACGCUACCGUCGGGGGUGUAUACGGCGCUGGAGCAGAGCAUGAUCAUCGGUUCGCUGCUGGAGGAGUACAACGACGUCAACACGUCCUGGGUUGGCCAGACGGAAUGGAUCUACCGGGCGAACCUUUCGUGUGUGGCUGGGGAGUACGAGUACGUGGUGCUGACGCUGCACGGUGUCGACACGUUCGCCGACGUGUACCUGGGCGACCGGCUGCUCGGCAGCACCGAGAACAUGUUCGUGCGCUACCGCUACGACGUCAAAGGGCAGUGCGACGGUAGCACGAACGAGCUGCGGCUCCACUUCCGCUCGCCGGUCGACGAAGCCCGUGCGAAGGCCGCCAUCCGCCCCGUUCCCGACCAGCUACCGGUGCUGCCCGAGUGUCCCCCGCCCGGUUACAAUGGGCAGUGCCACGUGAACCUGAUACGGAAGAUGCAGGCCAGCUUCGCCUGGGACUGGGGCCUGGCUGCACCGUCGAUGGGCAUCUGGAAGCCGAUCCGGCUGGAGUACUACAGCUCCGCCCUGAUACGGGACGUGAUCGUGACGAUCGGUGGUGGGACGACCGAGGACCACUGGCUGAUCGACGUGAUCGUGCACCUCGAGGCGGGCCUGACCGAGCAUCGAGUCGCCGGUCAGCUCACGUUCAGGAUCUUCGAUGUACCGUUUGCGGCCGGCACGGAGCCGACGGUAAGCGUGGCCAAUGCGACGAACGAGCGGGGCGAGCUGGCGGUCGCGCAUCAGCUGCGCGUGCGCAAGGACGCAGUUCAGCUGUGGUGGCCCAACGGAUACGGGCGCCAGUCGCUCUACAGCCUCUACGUGCACUGGGAGGACGCGGCCACCAACAGCGUCAAGCAACCGCACCCGGACACGCUGCAGGCGGAGAAGAUUGUGCGCAUCGGAUUCCGCACGGUACGGCUCAGCCAGGAGCGGACGGACGAUGGUGGCCAGCUGUUCUACUUCGCCGUGAACGAUGUGGCCAUCUUUGCCAAGGGUUCGAACUGGAUCCCGUCGUCGAUACUGCCGGAACGGUCGUACGAUCCCAGCUACGUCAAGUUUCUGCUGUAUGCGGCCCGGGAUGCACACAUGAACAUGCUGCGCGUGUGGGGUGGCGGUCUGUACGAGAGCGAUCUCUUCUACCGGCUGGCGGACGAGCUGGGCCUGCUGAUCUGGCACGAUCUGAUGUUCGCCUGCUCGAUGUAUCCGACCGAGGCCGGGUUCGUCCGCACGGUCCGGGACGAGGUGCGGCAGAACGUGCGCCGGAUCCAGCACCAUCCGAGCGUGGCGGUGUGGGCGACCAACAACGAGAACGAGGUGGCCCUGCGCCAGAACUGGUACGGCACGGAGGCCAACUUCAGCGUCUACUACGAGCAGUACGUGGAGCUGUACGUGCGCCAGGUGCUGCCGGAGGUGGAAGCGAACGAUCCCAGCCGGCCGGUGCUGCUGUCCUCGCCCUCGAACGGUGACCACCCGUCGAACGACUAUGUCGCGGCGAAUCCGCAGGACCCACUGUACGGUGACGUGCACUACUACAACUACUUUCUGGACGGCUGGAACGCGGCCCAGUACCGGGGCGGCCGGUUUGUAUCGGAGUACGGCUUCCAGUCGUUCCCGGCCUACACUAGCUGGCCGGAGGCGCGCAGCUACGAGCCGCUGGAGCUGACCAGGCUCAUCAACCACCGCCAGCACAGCCCGCUCGGUCACGAGCCGAUUCUCACGAUGAUACGCUUCAACCUGCCGCUACCGGCCAGCUCGCCAGACGCCCCCGACGCCUCCUACUGGCCCGACCUCAUCUACCUGAGCCAGCUAUCGCAGGCGAUGAUCGUCAAAACGGAAACGGAAGUGUACCGGGCGCGCCGGCUCGUCCACGGCACGAUGGGGGCGCUCUACUGGCAGCUGAACGACGUCUGGAUCGCACCGUCCUGGUCGUCGAUCGAGUACGGUGGCACCUUCAAGCUGCUGCACGUUUGGCUGCGCCAGAUUUUCGCCCCCGACCAUCUGGUGACGUUCGUGAACGAGCGGCGUCAGCUCGAAAUAGCGGCGGUCCGGGACACGCUCGGUGCCGAUGACCGGUGGCGCAUCGAGCUGCGCAUUCAUCGUUACGGUACGUUCGGUGCUGUCGAUCGGCGCACGUACGAGGGAGUAACGGUUGGGCCGAACACGGUCGUGACGGUCGAUCGGUACGACAUCUAUGGUCGCCUGGCGCACCUCGGCCUGAAACCAGCUGACCAUCUGGUACUGUUGGCUGCCUACCGCCAGUCGUCCGGUCAGCUCGUGGCCGAGAACUUUGUCCUGCUCGAUAAGUUGAAGCACGUGCGCGACCGUACUGAUCCGGCCGUGACGGUCAGCGUGGUGGCGGCGGUGUGCAGCGAGCGCAGCAACCUGACCAGCGUCAGCCUCGAGGUGACGGUACGAGUACCGGCCCUCUUCGUCUAUCUGCAGCUGACGCCCGAAAACAGCACCCUGAAGCAGUGCCAAUUCUCCGACAACGGCUUUCUCCAGUUUCAGCCGAUACGCAGCGUCCAGCUGACCUGCGUCGAUGCCGGGUGCCGCAACAAGAUACAGUCGCGCGACAUCACCGUCCGCACCGUUAAUGGGCUGCUAAUGAAGGGUUGAUCGUCCAAGAGGAAGUACACCGACAGUUGUAUAAAUAUACAUCAUAUAUGUAUUGAUAUCCACAAAUAUUAUAAUGUUACGGUAAUAAAUUAACUUUUGCAGCACCUUA